UUUGGUUUUUAGUAAUAUCUCCCCUUUUCCUCUUCAUCCACACCUUCUCGAAUUCACGACGCAGAGGCAAAUAAUCCCCUCUCUGUUUUUCCUCCCUUUUUUUUCCUUAAAAGAAAAGGGUAUAAACAAUUGGACAGGAGAGAGCUGGAGGAGUAGAGAGUUUUGUUUGGUAGCAAACCGGUGAGACGGUUGGGGAGAAGCCUCGACUUCUUCACCAUUCGAUUCAGGUCAAGCGCUUCCCUCCCGCACCUGCUCCCCUCCCCUUGACUUCCCCGGUGAUUCCCCACUCUGUCUGAAUUCUUGGAGUUGGGUUCGUCUCAUUCCCGUCAAAAGUUGGGAGGAUUUCACGCGUGGAGGUGGUCAUCUCAUUGGAGAUCGCCCCUCUUCAAGAGAGCCUCUUUCCCGUUGAUGGUAUUGAUGGCCACAGCUGCAGUCAUCGGCCUGAGCGCUGGGAAGAGGCUGUUGAGCUCCCCAUCCUCCUCCUCCUCCUCCUCCUCGUCGGCGUCCGCCUCCUCUUCCUCCUCCUCCUCCGAUAUCCCCGACAACUACAAGCUCUUCUACGUCAGCGCCAGCGCCAGCGAUCGUGUCUCCUCCACCAAGAAUGCCGUCGUCCCCAAGCGCCCUCCCAACUCCAACCCCUGCUUUCGUUCUUCCCAUCGCCUCCCCACUCCCGCCAAAGCUCUCACCCAACGUCUCCACCCCUCAUCCUUCCCCAUCUCUCUCGACUCGCCUGAAGAUGAAGAUGGGCAUGAAGAGGGUGCGCAUCAUGUCCCUGAGCUCGACUGUUCGGUGGAGGCGCUCCUGCUGCUGCAGAAGUCCAUGCUGGAGACCCAGUGGAGUCUCUGCUUCGAGCGCACCGUGCUCGCUGAUUCCGCCAAAGACAAGCCCACCAAGAAGAUCCCCGUCACUUGCUCUGGCCUUUCUGCCCGCCAACGCCGAUUGGGCUCCAGGCGGAGAAUCUGUUCCCCCGUUGCGGGCCGUCAGUCAAGAUCGGCUGUUAGCCCCGACCUCCUGCAACACCGUCUCCACGGUUAUGUUAAGGGCGUCGUCAGUGAUGACUUGCUCACCCACGGAGAGGUCGUUGCCCUCUCCAAAAAAAUCAAGACUGGCCUUUUCUUGGAGGAGCGCAAAUCCAGACUGAAAGAGAGACUGGGUUGUGAGCCCUCUGAUGAACAGCUUGCUACCUCCUUGAGAAUUUCUCGUGCUGAAUUACGGUCGAGAUUGAUUGAAAGUUCCUUGGCAAGAGAGAAGCUUGCGAUGAGCAACGUUCGUCUUGUCAUGUCCAUAGCUCAGAGAUAUGAUAACAUGGGUGCUGAAAUGUCCGACCUUGUUCAGGGUGGUUUGAUCGGGCUACUGCGUGGGAUAGAGAAAUUUGACUCGUCUAAGGGUUUCAAGAUUUCAACCUACGUUUACUGGUGGAUACGUCAGGGUGUUUCAAGAGCAUUGGUGGAGAAUUCUAGAACCUUGAGAUUGCCAGCUCAUUUGCAUGAACGGUUAGGCUUAAUUCGCAAUGCGAAGGUUAGACUGGAAGAAAAAGGAAUCACUCCCUCUGUGGAUAGGAUUGCAGAAUGUCUGAACAUGUCUCAGAAGAAAGUCAGGAAUGCCACAGAGGCAAUUGGUAAAGUUUUCUCUCUUGACAGGGAUGCAUUCCCUUCCUUGAACGGUCUACCAGGAGAAACUCACCAUAGUUACAUUGCAGAUAUUCACGUUGAGAAUAACCCAUGGCAUGGAGUGGAUGAAUGGGCACUCAAGGAUGAAGUAAACAAGCUCAUGAACGUGACACUUAGCAAAAGGGAGGGAGAAAUCAUACGCCUUUACUACGGCUUGGAUAAUGAAUGCCUUACAUGGGAGGACAUCAGUAAACGUAUAGGUUUGUCCCGGGAAAGGGUAAGGCAAGUUGGGCUAGUCGCGCUAGAGAAACUAAAACACAUGGCGAGGAAGAGAAUGAUGGAGGCCAUGCUGCUGAAACAUUGAUACUUUUUGUUUACUUUCACUUUCAGCUUUAGACAGCACAGAAAUUGGAUGGUGUAUAUAUAUUGGGAAGAGAGGAUUUUUCCUUAUUUUACGAUUCUGACCUGCAACGGUGAUGAAAGUAUAAUGUAAAGGGCCUAUGAACUUGGGCAUUUUGUAACUAAAACUGAACGACUGAUCAGGAUCCUGUAAGUUGAAGUAUCUGUGGAUUAAAGUGAUCGCGGAAAAAAUUCAUUUAGUCUGU
Molecule: messenger RNA, 2215 nt
Organism: Eucalyptus grandis
Lineage: Eukaryota; Viridiplantae; Streptophyta; Magnoliopsida; Myrtales; Myrtaceae
Product: RNA polymerase sigma factor sigA
Exons: 9
Coding region: 409-1974 (521 amino acids)
Biological process (GO): regulation of DNA-templated transcription; DNA-templated transcription initiation
Molecular function (GO): DNA-binding transcription factor activity
Source: RefSeq, a predicted model, not a curated record